ACCUCAACUGUAAGCUCCGGUCACCGUCUCCGCUGCCGUCGCCGGGAGCCACCUCACAGGGGAACAGGUCACAACUGUUGGCCGUUGUCCAGAAGAGUAAAAGUGGGUCUUGCCACGCUCGGAGCUACCUGGCGCCUCACCGGGCUAGAGCUGGAGAACAAGUCGUGUGGUGGCCACCGGCGUGGAGCGGGACGGGAGCCCCCUUGGAGGGGGCAGCCCCGAGAGAACCUGCUGCGGCCCGAGCGGUAAAAAUAAGUGACUAAAGAAGCAUAUCUGGGAGUCAUCUAACAUGUUGAGGAGAAGAUUUGAUUGCCGAAGUAUUUCAGGCUUGAUAACUACAACUCCUCAAACUCCAAUGAAAAUGGAAAACUUUAAUAAUUUUUAUACACUUACAUCUAAAGAGCUGGGAAGAGGAAAAUUUGCUGUGGUUAGACAGUGUAUAUCAAAAUCUACUGGCCAAGAAUAUGCUGCAAAAUUUCUAAAAAAGAGAAGAAGAGGGCAGGAUUGUCGAGCAGAGAUUCUACAUGAAAUUGCCAUACUUGAAUUGGCAAAGUCUUGUCCUCAUGUAAUUAAUCUUCAUGAAGUCUAUGAAAAUGCCAGUGAAAUCAUUUUGAUACUGGAAUAUGCUGCAGGUGGAGAAAUUUUCAACUUGUGUUUACCUGAGCUGGCUGAAAUGGUUUCUGAAAAUGACAUUAUCAGACUCAUUAAACAAAUACUUGAAGGAGUUUGUUAUCUACAUCAGAAUAACAUUGUUCACCUUGAUUUAAAGCCACAGAAUAUAUUAUUGAGCAGCAUAUACCCUCUUGGAGAUAUAAAAAUUGUAGAUUUUGGAAUGUCUCGAAAAAUAGGGAAUGCUUGUGAACUUCGGGAAAUCAUGGGAACACCAGAAUACUUAGCUCCAGAAAUCCUGAACUAUGAUCCUAUUACCACAGCAACAGAUAUGUGGAAUAUUGGCAUAAUAGCAUAUAUGUUGUUAACUCAUACAUCUCCAUUUGUGGGAGAAGAUAAUCAAGAAACAUACCUCAAUAUUUCUCAAGUUAAUGUAGAUUAUUCAGAAGAAAUUUUUUCAUCAGUUUCACAGCUGGCCACAGACUUUAUCCAGAGGCUUUUAGUAAAAAAUCCAGAGAAAAGACCAACAGCAGAAAUCUGCCUGUCUCAUUCUUGGCUACAGCAGUGGGACUUUGGAAGCUUAUUUCACCCUGAAGAAACUUGCAGUUCCUCUCAAAGUCAAGAUCAUUCAUUAAGGUCCUCUGAAGACAAAACUUCUAAAUCCUCUUGUAAUGGAACUUGUAGUGAUCGAGAAGACAAAGAGAAUAUUCCAGAGGAUAGCAGCAUGGUUUCUAAAAGAUUUCGCUUUGAUAACUCAUUGCCCAAUCCCCAUGAACUUGUUUCAGAUUUGCUGUGUUAGCACUUUUCUCUUUGAGUUAUUUGGACUGAAUUUGGAAUUUGAAAUCUACUCCAAUGUGAGGUUGUAGUUUGUAGCUUCAUUUAUGGCUUGUUUAUAUUGUAAAUGCACUUUUGCAUAGGAGAGUUUAGGGAAGUGUUUUGAUGCUACAUUACUAGCUACCAGUAUAAUUUCAUUUCCUGUUCUGAGAUACUAACUGCAGAGAAGAAAUAUUUAAAUAUAUGACAAAAGAUAAAGUUGUGCAUGUGAGUUUACAUGUUAGGGAAAUAAUUAAGUUCAAAUGGGUUUUUCAAAAUGUUUUACAGAU
Leptonychotes weddellii (Weddell seal) is the source of this 1712-nucleotide messenger RNA. RefSeq names its product serine/threonine kinase 17b (gene STK17B). Gene Ontology annotation, cellular component: nucleus. The record is from RefSeq and is a predicted model, not a curated record. Gene Ontology annotation, biological process: positive regulation of apoptotic process; protein phosphorylation; intracellular signal transduction. Lineage: Eukaryota; Metazoa; Chordata; Mammalia; Carnivora; Phocidae. Gene Ontology annotation, molecular function: protein serine/threonine kinase activity; ATP binding.